Messenger RNA from Dama dama (fallow deer), 1182 nucleotides. It is a transcript of the gene TIMM22, whose product is annotated as translocase of inner mitochondrial membrane 22. Gene Ontology annotation, molecular function: transmembrane protein transporter activity. The record is from RefSeq and is a predicted model, not a curated record. The transcript is spliced from 4 exons. Gene Ontology annotation, cellular component: TIM22 mitochondrial import inner membrane insertion complex. The coding region runs from base 34 to 618 and encodes 194 amino acids. Gene Ontology annotation, biological process: protein insertion into mitochondrial inner membrane. Lineage: Eukaryota; Metazoa; Chordata; Mammalia; Artiodactyla; Cervidae.
GGAGAAGAACGCCAGGUUUCCUGGGCCACAGUCAUGGCGGCGACCGCCCCCAAUGCUGGGGGCUCCGCACCUGAGGCGGCGGCUUCCGCCGAAGCUCCGCUGCAGUACAGCCUUCUUCUGCAGUACUUGGUGGGCGACAAGCGUCAGCCCCGGCUCCUGGAGCCUGGAAGCCUGGGCGGGAUCCCGAGUCCAGCCAAGAGUGAGGAGCAGAAGAUGAUCGAGAGGGCGAUGGAAAGCUGCGCCUUCAAAGCUGCUCUGGCCUGUGUGGGAGGAUUUGUCUUGGGAGGUGCCUUUGGGGUGUUCACUGCUGGCAUUGAUACCAACGUGGGCUUUGACCCUAAGGAUCCUUACCGUACACCGACGGCCAGAGAAGUUCUUAAAGACAUGGGCCAGAGAGGAAUGUCCUAUGCCAAAAAUUUUGCCAUUGUGGGCGCCAUGUUUUCUUGCACUGAAUGUUUAGUAGAAUCUUACCGGGGAAAAUCAGAUUGGAAGAACAGUGUCAUUAGUGGCUGCAUCACUGGAGGAGCCAUUGGUUUCAGAGCUGGCUUGAAGGCUGGGGUCAUCGGCUGUGGAGGUUUUGCUGCUUUCUCUGCUGCGAUUGACUAUUACCUACGGUGAGAACACUAGUGUCCGGCAAGGACAAUGGCAGCCCAGGAUCAAGGCUGCUCUGUGUAGGGCGGUUUCUGCACCACUCCAGGGCACUUGCUUCAGAGACUGAAGACAUUUGUUUUCUCUCACAUAGUUGUGUCGUGAGGGAGCCGCCUGGCUGCAAUCGGCCACCUCUGAGCAGCCACGCUCUCUGCACCUGGACUCGAGCCAGGCUGUGCGGGGUGGAGUGCCAUGCCAGACUGUCUGUUUUGGGCAGUCAAGGAGUCAGUGUGUUGACCUGUAGGAACUGAGUUCCACAAAGGUUCUGUCCACAGCCUCUGGUGCUGUGGGGAUGGAGGGGACUUUACACACACCUGGAAGCUUCUACCUUGUACGUCAACGUGCUCAUCCAUCUCAUACCUCAGGGCAGGGCAGAGCGGAAUCAUGCCGUCCGACCAGUUCUGUCAUUUUGUUUAGUGUUCUGCUCACUUUGUUUAAUGUUCUGCUAUCCUUGUUUUAUAUAUAUAUGUAUGUAUGUAUGUAUGUAUGUAUGUAUGUAUAUGUAUUUAUAUUACAGUUUAAAAGUUUGGCUUA